Messenger RNA from Nasonia vitripennis (jewel wasp), 1540 nucleotides. RefSeq lists its product as uncharacterized. Bases 522 to 1418 code for a protein of 298 amino acids. Lineage: Eukaryota; Metazoa; Arthropoda; Insecta; Hymenoptera; Pteromalidae. The record is from RefSeq and is a predicted model, not a curated record. The transcript is spliced from 6 exons.
GUCUAUUAAUUAGCAGAGAAAUACGUGUCCGGAGCUCGUAUUUAUUAGCAUACAUAACACGUUUCUUUCGCUUGCCAUCGGAUUGCUGCGAGGAGUUUUUUUAUGUAUGCAAAAAUUCUACUCAAAUUCUAUUGUUCUAUGAAAUAUAUGAAAUCAAAAUAUAAAUGAAGUUUGAAAAAGGGUAUCGGAUUAUUUUUAUUAAUAUUUAAUAAAUACCCAUAUUGUUAGUUUUACAAAUCAAUAACAUACGCUGUUAUCUUUAUUGGACAUGAUUGGCAAUUUGAAAUUCCCUCCCUGGACAAGCAGCGCCCUCACAAGCUGAUAACCUCGAUAUGCGCGUAUAUCGAUCGGCUGUGAGCUAAUUUCACGCAUGCACUUUCGAAAAUCGCGCAUAACAUCAAUUUAUGCGACGUGUCGCCAGCUGUCGCGGAAAGCUCGCCGAGUCGCCGGUGAGAGAAGAUAAACAUAAACUUCGUACCUUUACAAGUAGUUGGGACAAUUGCAAGUUUUAACAAACGGAGAUGUUGCGAAUAGCGAUUUUUGCGGUGCUCUGUCUCUUCUCCAGUGUAAGCUCGGCGACCCUCGAGACAGUCAGCGACGACGAUCUGCUGAAUCUCAUAAAGACAGAAAAAUAUGUCGUUACUUUGUUCACCAAAAAAGACUGCGAAGCCUGUGAUCAAGUGGAAAACCAGCUGCUUCACGUCAGAGAAGAUUUGGUUGAUACCUUAUCAGCAUGGGUAGUGCGGGUUGUCAACAGUCAAAUGCUCAGGUUGUACAGUCCUGAUAAGGAGCCUCAAGUUAUAUUCUUCAGACAGGGAAUUCCUCUUUUAUAUGAUGGUCCAUUGGAUGAUGGAGAGGAGAUCUUAGCAACUUUCACAGAAAAUAAAGAACCAAUCGUUAAAGAACUUACGGAUGAUACCUUCGAGCAUUUAACUCAAGCCAGCAGUGGUGCCACGACUGGAGAUUGGUUUGUUAUGUUCUAUAGCACGGACUGUGUUGAUUGCCAAAGAUUAGGAGCAAGAUGGGAAGCUGUAGGGGCUAAAUUAAAGCAAAGGAUAAAUAUUGCUCGUGUUAAUAAGUAUCUCACUGGAGCUUCCACAGCUCGCAGAUUUGGUGUAUACGAAGUUCCUCAAUUUAUAUUGUUUAGACAUGGAAAGAUGUACCGUUAUUUGAUUCCAAAGUACGAUGUCAAAUCUUUUGUUUCAUUCGCCAAGGACUGGUACAAAAAUGCACAUGCGGAGAAAGUUCCAGUACCCCAAAGUCCAUUUGAUGACUUUACUCAAAUGAUAGCUCAUACAUUAAAGGAUAAUCCUUGGAUAAUGAAACUCGGUAGUAUCACUGUUGGUGUGUUGGUAAUUGUGACAGUCGCUAGUAAAUUAAGAAAGAAGGCUGAAGCACCGCAGAAGAAGAACAAAUAAGUGAUUAGAUAUCUUCAGCAGCAAAAUGUAUAUAUGUGUAAACAGAGUGACCAUACAAACAUGUUUUUAAGAACUAUUUCAGUUUUAUAUUUGAUACAAUAAAAUAGAGUUUCUUAAAAGAG